AUGACUGACGGCGAAGACAUUGAAGAACACAUACAGCGAAUGCGUGGAUGGUUCCAGCGAAUCAACGACAUGAAACCAAACUCAAUAAAUGAAGCCGAUUGGAUCACAACUUUAGUAGCUAGCUUACCUGACUCGUGGGAUUCAUUUACCCAGUCAGUAAGUUUCCAAUUCGACAUGGACAACAAAAGUACCCUGACGAAUGAAAUCAACAACCUAAGAUCACGCAUCCUUGCAGAAGCACAUAGAAAAAGCAUUAGGAACACGGAUGGAAAGGCAUUUUUUAGCUCAAAUAAACCCCUAUUCAACCAAUCUUCCAAGUGCAACAACUGCGGAAAGAUUGGUCACUGGGUAGCGGAGUGCCGUGGCCCAGGCGGCGGUGCAUACAAACACGGUCAACAGAACAGAGGAAAUCAACCUAAUCAACGUUUUAACUCAUCGAACAAACCCCGAAACAACAACGCUCGUACGCAUAUAGCCGUCGCAGACAAUAGCAAGACUAACAACUACGCGUUCUCAACCUUCGAGAACCUACGCAAAGAUUUUAGCAAGUCCACAUGCACAUGGAUAGCUGAUAGCGGCACAACUACUCACAUUGCAAAUGAUCAACGACUAUUCACCGACUAUAGGAAAUCCUCGGACUAUGUUACCGGCGUAGCCGGUAAAGAGCCGAUUCUGGGCCGAGGCACUGUGGAGCUAUGGUGCCUAAUUGAUCCUGAGAAGACUGAACAAAGAAAGAUUACGCUUACCAAUGUGGCCCACGUGCCUAGUUCCCCGGCAAACCUCAUCAGUUUAUCACUAAUCACUGAUAAGGGAUAUUGCGUCUCGAUGGAUUGA
This is a messenger RNA of Rhizoctonia solani, 834 nucleotides long. Its product is annotated as integrase core domain protein. NCBI's taxonomy places the organism in Eukaryota, Fungi, Basidiomycota, Agaricomycetes, Cantharellales, Ceratobasidiaceae. The record is from RefSeq and is a predicted model, not a curated record. Bases 1 to 834 code for a protein of 277 amino acids. The transcript has 2 exons. Gene Ontology annotation, molecular function: nucleic acid binding; zinc ion binding.